GUACAUGGCGGGCUUUGCAGGGCUGGCGCUGUGCGGGCAUGAGCUGGUGGUGCGGGGCGGCAGCCGGUUGCUGGCCACCUCCACUUCGAGCAGUGAUGAUGACAGCCUCUUCAUAUAUGAUUGCAGUGCUGCAGAAAAGGAGGCACAAGAGCAUAAAGGGGAGGACGGACAGCCCGUGGAUAAGGGGAGUGACACGAUUCUGGCGUCCACCUUCUCCACGUCUGGCAGCUAUUUUGCUUUAACUGAUGACAGUAAGCGUCUGAUUCUUUUCCGUACAAAACCAUGGCAAUGUCUGAGUGUCAGGACUGUGGUGAGGCGGUGCACAGCCCUGACCUUCACGGCCUCUGAGGAGAAGGUUCUGGUAGCAGACAAGUCUGGGGAUGUUUAUUCCUUUUCGGUGCUGGAGCCGCACGGGAGUGGCAAGCUUGAACUGGGACACCUGUCGAUGCUGCUGGAUGUGGCCGUGAGUCCUGACGACCGCUAUGUCCUCACCGCCGACCGGGACGAGAAAAUCCGGGUGAGCUGGGCUGCGGCUCCGCACAACAUCGAGUCCUUCUGCCUUGGGCACACCGAGUUUGUGAGUCGCAUCUUCGUGGUGCCCGACCACCCCGAGCUGCUCUUGUCCUCGUCCGGGGACCGCACCCUGAGACUCUGGCAGUACAGAAGCGGCCGCGAGUUGCAUUGUUGUCACCUGUCCAGCCUGCAGGAGCCAACGGAGCCCUGGAGCGACAAGAGGUUUGCUGCGUCCAGGAUCACUUACUGGCGCCAGGAGGACUGCGUGGCACUCCUGUGUGACGGGCUGCCCGUGGUCUUCCUCUUCCAGCUGGAUGUCCCCCGGCGGCAGCUGGUCUACCAGCAGCAGCUGACUUUCCAGCACAGAGUGUGGGACGCCGCCUUCGAGGAGGCCCAGGGGCUGUGGGUCCUGCAGGACUGCCGGGAGGCCCCCCUCGUGCUCUGCAGGCCUGUGGGCGGCCAGUGGCAGUCUCUUCCUGAAAGUGCUGCGUCAAAGAGGGUCUGUGCUCACCUUCGCGAGAACUGGGCCAUGUUGGAAGGCUCUGCUGGCACGGACGGUGGCUUCAGCAGCCUCUACAAGGCCACCUGCGACAACAUGGCCCCGUACCUGAAGAAAAAGGAGGAGCGGCUGCAGCAGCAGCUGGAGAGGAAGCGGCACAGGCGGCCGCCGCGCGGGUCCAACGGGCAGAGCAAGAAGAUGAAGGCGGAGCGCGCGCCACGGGGCUGCUCGUCCUAGCUCUGCUCGGCGUGCUCCUCGGGGGUGCUCGCCACCUCGGGGCGGCAGGAUGCUGUGCUCGCCCCUCCUGCCCGCAGCGCCCUGAC
Lipotes vexillifer (Yangtze River dolphin) is the source of this 1335-nucleotide messenger RNA. RefSeq names its product WDR4 tRNA N7-guanosine methyltransferase non-catalytic subunit (gene WDR4). The coding region runs from base 5 to 1249 and encodes 414 amino acids. The transcript has 11 exons. Gene Ontology annotation, molecular function: protein binding. The record is from RefSeq and is a predicted model, not a curated record. NCBI's taxonomy places the organism in Eukaryota, Metazoa, Chordata, Mammalia, Artiodactyla, Lipotidae. Gene Ontology annotation, biological process: RNA (guanine-N7)-methylation; tRNA modification. Gene Ontology annotation, cellular component: tRNA methyltransferase complex; nucleus; cytosol.